Corylus avellana is the source of this 657-nucleotide messenger RNA. RefSeq names its product nudix hydrolase 17, mitochondrial. The record is from RefSeq and is a predicted model, not a curated record. Gene Ontology annotation, molecular function: pyrophosphatase activity. NCBI's taxonomy places the organism in Eukaryota, Viridiplantae, Streptophyta, Magnoliopsida, Fagales, Betulaceae. Gene Ontology annotation, cellular component: cytoplasm; nucleus.
UCGAAAUUACAAGAUCCUUUUCCUUCUUCUUCGAUCUCCUUCUCCUUUUGGGUUCUUUUUGUUUCAGAUUCUAUAAUAUCUAUAGAUUCUCAGAAACAUCUUUGGAAGAUGGUUUGUUUGGUUUCUCGCACGGGAAGAGAGUUGCAAAGGUACAACAACUUGGGUUGCCGUCAAGUUGUCGGAUGCAUACCUUAUAGAUACAAAAGUAAUGGGUGUGAUGAGAACAUGAGCAAUGAAUUGGAAGUCCUUGUGAUCAGUUCACAGAAAGGCCAAGGAUUGACGUUCCCCAAGGGUGGUUGGGAACUUGACGAAUCAACAAUGGAAGAAGCUGCUUCACGAGAGUCACUUGAAGAAGCCGGGGUUCUUGGCAGCAUCGAGUGUGAAUUGGGAAAAUGGAGCUUUAUAAGCAAACGGCAUGGCACAUGUUAUGAAGGGCACAUGUUCCCUUUAUUAGUGAAGGAGCAACUUGAUCCAUGGCCGGAGAAGAAUGUACGCCGGAGACUAUGGAUGACGGCAGCCGAAGCCAGAGAAGUUUGUCAGCAUUGGUGGAUGAAGGAAGCCUUAGACAUAUUUGUUGAACGGCAGCACCAGAAAGAAGUUAUUUCGCCUGUUUUCUGACACAUACAUAUAUACAUAUAGACGACAACAUUGAAUUAU